Messenger RNA from Trichoderma atroviride IMI 206040, 2576 nucleotides. RefSeq lists its product as uncharacterized. Gene Ontology annotation, biological process: tRNA 3'-terminal CCA addition. Gene Ontology annotation, molecular function: ATP:3'-cytidine-cytidine-tRNA adenylyltransferase activity; RNA binding; CC tRNA cytidylyltransferase activity. The record is from RefSeq and is a predicted model, not a curated record. NCBI's taxonomy places the organism in Eukaryota, Fungi, Ascomycota, Sordariomycetes, Hypocreales, Hypocreaceae.
GUCGCCCUCGCCUCAUAAUGAAGAGGAAGCUCAGUGCACUUUUAAGAGAUUCAAGUCCAGCCACCGCCAUGUCCACUCACUCAGUCAAGCUCACAGAGCGCGAGAAACAGCUCCGCUCUCUUCUGCUGAACGUCGCCAACUUCAUUGACACGACAACGACGCUCGGCCAGCCGCUGGUGCUGCGCUGGGCCGGAGGCUGGGUGAGGGACAGACUCCUCGGCAUAGAGAGCCAUGACAUCGACGUCGCGAUCAACGCCAUGACCGGGCAGCAGUUUGCGCAGCACAUCUCGGAGUAUUGCAAGCAGCCCGAUGCCGCAAAGAUCCAUGGCUUUGCGCCUGGAGACAUCGGCAGGCUGCAUCACAUUGCGAGCAAUCCGGACAAGUCCAAGCAUCUCGAGACCGCCAUGGUCAAGCUCUUUGGCAUGGACCUUGAUUUCGUCAAUCUUCGCAAGGAGACGUAUGCCGAGGACAGUCGGAACCCUCAGAUGGAGUUUGGUACUGCAGAGGAAGAUGCUCUUCGCCGCGAUGCCACCAUAAACGCUUUGUUCUAUAACCUGCACACCGAGGAGAUUGAAGAUUUCACCGGCGGCAUCCGCGACAUGGAGGCGAAGAUGAUCCGGACUCCCCUCGAACCCUAUCAAACGUUUAUAGAUGAUCCCCUCAGAGUACUUCGUCUCAUACGUUUCGCUGCUAGACUAGGGUUUACUAUCGAUGAGACGUCGGAGAAAUUCAUGAACAACAAGGAUAUCCUUGAGGCUCUCCGGAAGAAAAUCAGCCGUGAAAGAGUUGGUGUUGAGUUGGAAAAGAUGCUGAAGGGCAAAACACCCCAAUCAGCACUGGAGAUAAUUGACCGUCUUGGCCUCUACCAAGCAAUUUUUAGCGAUCCGGCGGAAGAAGACGUUGUAUUGCCCGAUAUAUCCCGAUGGCAUGUCGCCUACAGCUGUCUUGACGAACUACUAAAGGAUAGAGAGCCGGGCUCGAUAUCUCAGCUAUUGGUUGAUGUUAAUGACAGCGAUACCACGUAUCUGGCAUGGAAUCUCGCUGCUGUGAGUCCCUGGAUUCCCGAAAAUGACCGCUCUGGGCGCAAGCAAAAGGCAAAUACCCUCCCGCGCGUUGGUAUCAUCGCCCGCGAAGGGUUUAAAGCCUCGAACAAGCUCACAACGGUCAUGGCAGCAUGUCACAAGCAUCGUGCUGAAAUACUUGAUCUGAAAAGGUCGGUUUGUGAGAGUUCGCCAAUAAUAGAGCAACGAGACAUUUUUGGCAUGGCGAUUCGGAAGUGGGAAGCAGUGGGCGGACACUGGAAGAUUCAAGUUCUAGGAGUGAUAAUGAUCGAUGCGAUGGAACAGCUCAAAGACUAUCCCGCUGAGAAACGUAAAGACCAUACAGAGUUCCUCCAAGGAUGGGAAAAGUUCCUUCAGCACCUCGCUAAGCUUGAUAUCUUCGAUGCCCCCAAUUUGAAGCGAAUUAUAGAUGGACGAGCGCUGGCCAAGGCCUUGGGGGUCCCACCGGGCGUGUGGAUGGGCAAAGCCUUGGACAUCUGCAUGGCUUGGCAGCUUCGAAAUCCGACAGAGGAGAGUCCAGAUGGUGCAAUACAGGAAGUGAGAGAUAAAGCCGAGGAACUGGGUAUAAAAUUAAAAUGAUAAUAGGAUCGAUGCUGAAAAGAUGAAUGUGCUCAAUUAGUUUAAAAAAUUACUCGUAAAAAUGAUACCUCUACUGAUUUCUAAGUCUAUGGAAGUCUAGUCCAAAAUAUGAUCAUGGAAUCAUAACGCAGCCAAACAAACUGUUUGCCCUCUAAUCGUACAGGAAAGAUUGCGAGCUGGUAUAAUUGGUUAAUAAAACAUAAUCACUCCUCCGGCGAAUGCCUUGGGGAAGGGGUUUAUCAUCGUCCUCCUCCCCACGCUUAAAUGAUGCCUUUUUUCACUCCUGGAUCUUUUCCAGGCUUUUCUUUCCAUUGGCCUUGGCCUGGCUUCCUGGGCCUUGAGGUGGCGCGUCGCUAACAUCAAUUCCACUGAUGAACAUGGCGCUGGCCCCUUCUAGUGCGGCAACGAACACACAUAGAAGACUAGCAAUCACAAAGUGACUGAUAGUGGACCCGAUUUCUAACCAGGACCCCUCAUCUUUGACGACCCAGAAGAAAUAGAGAGUCAAAAUAUCGCUGAUUGCCAUGACAACCAUGAACAAUGCCGACGGUGCAAUUCGAAGUCGCUUGUUCAAAAUUCCAAGGUUUGCUGAAAUGAGACCAAAGGGGAUCAUGAGCUUGAGAAUAAGAAGAGCUCCCUGAGAAAAUGGAUCAAAGACGGGAAUCAGACGAGUAACACUCUCCAAGCUAAAUGAUGAGAUGGACGCGACAUUUCCAGUGCUGAAGAAGGCCGAUUGGAGAAGCACCAUGAAGAAGAGAGAUACGCGUGCGUCUGACAAGCGCAGUGGCCGAUUCAACACGCUUUGAUCCGCCUUUGCAAAGCCGUUUCUGCUGGAUGUUUGGCUCUUACCGAAAGUGUCGAUACGGUAUUCCAGGCGAACCCAAAUGACGAGUAAAAUAGAAUACGCAAUGUAAAACAAGCCUUCGUAGGAUAUCG